Molecule: messenger RNA, 1008 nt
Organism: Didymodactylos carnosus
Lineage: Eukaryota; Metazoa; Rotifera; Eurotatoria; Philodinida; Philodinidae
Source: the annotation of a GenBank genome assembly
AUGGACGAGGCGGUGACGGGGCAGAAAAGCAUACGGCGUGAUCUCCGCGAAGUAGAUUUCUCGAAACUUGACGAGGUACGGGGAGAUGACGAGGCAGGAAGUCUGCGAGGCGAUCCCCGCAAGGGAGCUAAAGAUAGUCCAUCGCCCACCUCUGGUACACAACACGCUUUAAUAAGGGUUAUUUUGCAAAAAUAUCUAGUUUUUAUUUUUAAAUUACAGCAUACAUAAAACCUACAAGAUGUGCUGAAAUUCUAUCAAAAAUCUAUUCAGAGGACAGGAUCAAGUCAUUCUGGUACAUACCGUAGUCAGUGGAUAUAAAGAUACAGAGCGAAAAGUUAUUAUAAACAGUCAAAAAAUUGCGUAAAAAUAGUAAGCAUUUAAUAAUUGUUCUAAAUCCUUCUCCCGAAAAACUACCGUUUUCAAAGUUUGGCAAAUAUUAAAGGACAUUUUUAGAGAGUGAAUAAGUCGAAUGAGUAGAACUUUUUUUUUAUUUUCAUCUAAAAUAAAUUGAUAUCUUUUAUGUGAUUGUAGUGAAUAUUUCUCGUUUUUCACUCACACAUAUCUCUUUGAAAACACAGUUCUCUUACAAACACAGUUAUCUGAUGUAUACAAGCUUAGGUAAAUGUACAAGAAAACUUUCAUAAUUUCUAGAUAAGACUUCGUUCUUUUACACUUUGAAAUUAUUAGUAUUACACAAUGCGCGUAAUAUAUCAAGCCACUUCAGUGAUAAAGAAACGGAGAGAAAUAAAACAAUUUUUCUUCUUAAGAUGAAAUGUAAGAGAACAGUCACUAUCAAAGAGCGUAUUUAUAUGUCGACUACUAAAACUGCCUUAUAUUGAAUGAGCCAUCAAGAAAGAUGCACUUUUGUUCUCUUCUUCUCGUCAAGUAAAAAGCAGUGUAAAAAUUUCGUUCAGAACUCAAAAGGUGUAGAGUUUUAUCUAGUUUCAAAAUAUAAUAUAUAAAAGUUGCGUCGCUAGGUCUGUGACAGUUUAUAGUUUCUUGUACUGC